This is a messenger RNA of Suillus clintonianus, 168 nucleotides long. Its product is annotated as ribosomal protein S14. The transcript is spliced from 2 exons. Gene Ontology annotation, biological process: translation. Gene Ontology annotation, cellular component: ribosome; cytosolic small ribosomal subunit. The record is from RefSeq and is a predicted model, not a curated record. The annotation marks the transcript as partial. Gene Ontology annotation, molecular function: structural constituent of ribosome; zinc ion binding. NCBI's taxonomy places the organism in Eukaryota, Fungi, Basidiomycota, Agaricomycetes, Boletales, Suillaceae.
AUGACCCACGACGCCGUUUGGUUCUCUCGUCCUAGAAAGUACGGAAAGGGUAGCCGCCAGUGCCGCCUCUGUGCACACCAGGCUGGUCUCAUCCGCAAAUACGGCCUUGACUUGUGCCGUCAAUGCUUCCGUGAAAAGUCAGCUGCCAUCGGUUUCGUGAAGGUGCGU